Molecule: messenger RNA, 5052 nt
Organism: Acanthosepion pharaonis
Lineage: Eukaryota; Metazoa; Mollusca; Cephalopoda; Sepiida; Sepiidae
Source: the annotation of a GenBank genome assembly
AUGUUCCGAAAACUUAUUAAAAAAAUCGAACAAGGCGUGACCCAGCCUCAGAUGCGAGUCACUGCUUCUUCCGACACUGAAAGUAAUUCAACAGCAAAUACAACAGAUGAUGUUACUGCUACGGACAAUACAAAUUCUAACAGUAACAAUAAUUCAAGUGAUGGUGGUACCAGCCAGGCUCCUCCUUCUCCAAGUGUGGGUCAGCUAAUUGACAUACCAUUAAAUGAUGGAUCUCAUCUUGAGUCACCUAAAGAAGAAUCUGAGAGUUGUGAUGGUGGAGAUUUGUCUUUACUUGAUCAACAGCAGCAACAACCACAACCAUCACAAACCCAGUCCCCAGAUGGAGGUAAUUUAACUUCCAUGGAUGCACCCCCAUCACCACAACCAUCUAUUAAUACUUCAAUGGGCAGUGAUAUGUCAUUUAAUUCCCCAAUGCCUCCAGUCCAUUACCACAUGCCGUCCGACAUUGAGAGUGAAGUUGAAGAGAGCAGUUUUAGUAUAGAUAUCCUCAGUAAAGAGGAUCUAUACACACUGGUGAAAAAAUAUGAACGUCGAGCCAUUCGAUACAAGUCUAAGUUCACAGAGGUGGUAGCUACCUUCAAAGAUCUUCUCCAAGAAAGGGACAAAUUAAAGAACACUUUGGGACAAACACAAGAUAAAUCUUUUAGAAGAAUCUCAGAACUGAAAGAGCAAAUAAAUUUGGAUAAGUUAGCUAAGAGGGACCUUGAAGAAAAUUAUCGCCUUAUGUUAGAUGAAAAAGAUGAGCAAGUUAAUGUCCUGAAGAUGCAGGUCAAGCUCUUAAAAGAAGGAAAGGAUCCAGUUAGUGAAGAUUCCCCCAAGGAUGGAGAAACUCCUUCACCAACUGAUGCCUCCAAUCAACCACCUGCAGACAAUUCUAUAGCUCUUCAAGAGAAGGUAAAACGCUUAGAGACCUUGUUAAGCAAAUGUCAAGAAAUCAUAAAAAGCAAUAAAGAAAGAACAAGCGAACUGAAUACAGAAAAUGAAAAUCUGAAAAAACAACUGAGGAAUUAUGAAGGUGAUCAAUCAGGGUUACCUGCUGGAAGUAGUGAGGAGGUAUUGCGAUUGCAAAAGCAGAUAAGUCAAGCCCGUGAAGUGAUUGAGCAGUUGGAAGCCGACCGGGAAUUAGCCAUAGCUGAAGUUAAGAAGCAGGUGCAUGAAGCAAUUGAAGAGAAGGACAAAGAAUUAAGUGAGACAAGAAAUUCAUUACAGACUCUUCGAAGCCAAAUAGAUGAACUCACACAACAGAAAGAGUUACUUGAAAAACAAGGAAGUGAACAAUUAGAAAAGUCUCGUGAAAUUAUCAAACAGCUGAAAGAAGAAAAGAAACAAGCAGUGGCUGAAUUAGAAGAAAAACUAAGCCAUGCAGAGAAAACAAUGGAGGAAGAGAAAUCCAAUCUUGUCCAAGAAUUAUCACGAGGAAAAGCUCUGGCAAUUUCACUUAUUCAGAAAGAAAUGGAAAAGACAGUGGAAGAAAGAGUCAAAGUGGCUGUAGAAGAGAAGGAACAAGUGUGGCGGGAUCGACUCCUUCACAUGGAAUCAGCGCACCGAGAAGCCCUCACUGCAAAAGACAAAGAACAUGAAUUGUGGCAACGUCAAAAGGAGGAAGAAGUUCGUCGCCAGCUGCAGGAGAACCAGGAAGAAAUGAAACUGGCUAUUGAAGAGCGAGAACUUCAGAAGAUGGCUGCCCUCUCGCAGCAGGAUAGUCUAAAAGAUGCCCUGCAGUGUGAGAUCAACCAACUUAAGUCUGAGAGAAUAGAAAUGCAACAUCGAAUUGAACAGUUAGACAGUGAGAAAGCCAAGGUAGAAGUGGAACAUGCUGAGUAUAUGGAGAAUACUCGGCUGGGUAAUGAAGCCCUUGUUGCUGAAUUGACUGAACGACAUCGGACUGAACUUGAAACUCAGCUACAACAGCAAGAAGCUAAAUCUCAGGAAAAAAUAGAAAGCCUUAUACAGAAACAUGCAGAGGAAAUUGAACAGUUAAGAAAUUCACACCAGGAAGAUGUGUCAGGUUCUCAUGCUGAAAUUGAAGAAUACUAUAAAGGUCAGCUGGAGGGGGUUCGGUCGAGUUACGAGCAGCUGUUGGCUGAGAAAGCGUGCCAACUGGAGCUUGCUAACCAGACAGUACGUGAGUAUAAGGACAAGGUUGCUGAUAUGCAUACACAGUUUGAAGCACGCACACAAGAGUUUGAAACGCGGCUGGCUGAUCUCCAGCGGACCCUGCAGGUUGAGAAAGAUAGCUACACCAAGCUGCAGACUGAGAUGGAAAACGGGAAAAUUCAGUAUGAGGAGACUGUCCGAAAUUUGAAAAAUCAGUUCAGUGAGGCUGGAAACAACACAAAGCAACUUAAUGAGGAGAAGGCUCAACUUGAGCAGCAGGUGCAGGAGCUGACAGAAACAUUACAGCUGAAAACAGAUGAAUGGCUGCAAGAAAGGCAAGAACUUGUCAAUAAAGUGCAGUCUGAGAAAUUGUCUUUUGAAGAGCUUUUGCAAAAGGAAUGUUCUGCAGCUAGUUAUCAGUCCAUGCAGAAAAUUCAGGAGGUACAGCAGGAACAUGAGAAGAUUUUGUCCAAGACAAUUUCUAUCUCUCAGCAAGAGAAUGCUGAGUCUAAAGAAAAGAUCCAAGAAUUAGAAUCCCAAAUAGUUGAUCUGAAGAUCACCCUCCAAACAGCUGAAGAGUCCAAGGGUCAAAUGCAAGCUGUCUUAGAUACCAAGGAAGAGUCUUCCACAAAAAAUGUUUCUGAUGAAAUAAAAGAGAAACAGGUCAACAUUGAUGAGAUUUCCAAGAAGCUGGAACAUGCAUGUCAUGAAAAAGAUGAACUGCAUUCCAAGAUGCAACAGCAGGUGGCAUCAUUGGUUGCUGACCACCAGGCACAAAUUGACAAAGUAGAAAGUGAAUCAAAUGCUAAAAUUGCUGAUUACAAAAAGAAGGCAGAGGUUUAUAUUACACAAAUGAAGAAACAGAUGGAAGAGACUCAGCAGACAAUGAACAAAAAACAAAAAGAAACAAAUGAUGAAGUGCAGAGAUUAACAGAAGAACUUGAAACAGUAAAAACUGAAAGACGUACCAUAGAAGAAGAAUUUACACAAUGGAAGGUGGAACACUUAGAAAAAAUGCGUAGUCGAGAAAAAGUCCUACAGGAAAAACUCUUAAAGUCAGAAGAUAUAAGGUCUUCAGAAUCCCAACUACGCAGGACAUUCAAUGAGAUUAAAUCUGAAAAUGAAAGUCUCAAACAGGAGUUGCUAAAUCUGGAAGUUGAAGCUAGUCAAAAAGAAGAAAGGCAUAAGAUACAGGUUGAAAGCUUGGAGACAGAAAAGAAUAAAAUAAGUCAAGAACUGAAGCAGCUAAAGUUGUCUUCUAAGGAGACCAUGGAGGAGAUAGAAGAGAAGCAUAAAUCAGAAAUCACUACCUUGACUCAAGAGCAUGAGUUCAAAAUGAAAGACUUACAGGAUGAACAUAAUUCCAAAAUAAAAACUUUGGCCAAAGAAGUCCAUCAAAAAAUGGCUGAGAAAGACAAAUCUUAUGAAGAUUCUUUUUCUGAAGCUGUUGAACGCUGUCAACAAGAAGAGUCCCGAAUGAUGCGAGAACACAGGAGAGAAGUGGAUGAAUUAACAAAAGAUCUGUAUGCAAAACAAGAAGAAUUAGAAGACUUACAAGACAAAUACCAUACAGACUUGAAGGAGAAACAGGAACAGAUGGAUGCCAAAGUAGCCGAGUUAAAGAAACAGAUUGAAGAACUGCAGAAGAAACAUGUGGAAGAAAAAGACUGUCUAGAAGAGAAAUUGACAGCCAGGAAUGAGAGGCAAUUACAGACAUUAAAUGAACAGCAUCAAGAAGAGGUGAAUGCACUCAGUCAAGAGUGGAAUAAUGAAAGAAAGUUGAAUGACCCGUCCAUGGCCAGCCCUGCACAGUCACCCUCCAUACCUUUUAUUGAGGUGCACACACAGGAACUUGUUAACCAAAACCAGCGAACAUUGGAUGCUAUCCAAAGUGGUUCAGCAAAUGGAGAAAGUUUGCGUCGACAAGUCAUUGACCUGACAAGGCAAUUGGAAGUGGAACGAGAGAAACACAAAUUGGAAAUGGCUGAAUUACGCAACCAAUAUGAGAUGUCACAGAGCCAAUUACCUCAACCUUUGCUUGCUUCCCCCAGCCUUGACCCGAACCUCAAUGCUGACAUUCAAAAUUUGGAACUCUAUAACAUUGAUUUACAGGCUCAGGUAACACAGCUGAAUGGAGAACUAGCACAAACACGGAUACGUGAACGGGAAUUACAGCAGAAGCUGAAAGAUAUGGAGAACACAAAUGUGGUGAAAGCUGAUGGCCCAUCAGUUCUAAAUAUGUCUCACCAAUCCUAUUCAGAUAAUACCCCUACCUCCCACCAUGACAAUGAUUACAAUGGUCCACUCCUGAGGGAGCCUACAGAAUUAGAGUAUUUGAAAAAUAUUCUCUAUGAAUAUAUGAUGGGUCGGGAAACAAAGACCCUAGCCAAAGUGAUAGCAACAGUUGUACAAUUCACAGAAGAUCAGACGAGUAAGAUUUUAGCACAGGAAGAUUUGAGAUCCACCAUUUCUUCUUUUUUUUCUUGUUUCUUCUUACUCUUUUUCCUUUCUCCUUCUUUUCUCACUAACAUUUUUCUCUUUCUUUUUUCCCCUUUUUCCUUUCUUUUUUCUCUUCCCCUUUUUUCUUUCUUUUUUUCUCUUCCCCUUUUUUCUUUCUUUUUUUUCUCUUCCCCUUUUCUCUUUCUUUUUUUUCUCUUCCCCUCUUUCUUUUUCUUUCUCUCUCUCUCUCUCAUCAGUAGUACUAGUGUCAUAGCAGCAGCCAUCAUCAAUGGUGGCUACUUUUCACUAAAUUUUUUCUUUCUUUUCCUUUUACUCUAUUUUUUAUCUUUCACUUUUUUCUCUUUCUUUUUCUUUCUUUUUCUUUCUGUUUUUCUUUCUUUCUCUCUCUCUCUCAUCAGUAGUACUAAUGUCAUAGCAGCAGUCAAAACCAUUGGUGGUGGCUACUUUUCCACUAAGUGUCUUUUCACUUUCUGA